Oncorhynchus masou masou (cherry salmon) is the source of this 11348-nucleotide messenger RNA. Its product is annotated as E3 ubiquitin-protein ligase CBL-like. The transcript has 16 exons. The coding region runs from base 723 to 3503 and encodes 926 amino acids. Gene Ontology annotation, cellular component: membrane raft; plasma membrane. The record is from RefSeq and is a predicted model, not a curated record. Gene Ontology annotation, molecular function: phosphotyrosine residue binding; ubiquitin protein ligase activity; SH3 domain binding. Gene Ontology annotation, biological process: cell surface receptor signaling pathway; negative regulation of epidermal growth factor-activated receptor activity. NCBI's taxonomy places the organism in Eukaryota, Metazoa, Chordata, Actinopteri, Salmoniformes, Salmonidae.
AUUUGUGCAAGGCGGGGAACGAAGGCAGGGAGAGGUUCCGCGAACGGAAGGGGAUGAACAGGAAGAGCAAGGGCUGCGCACACAGAGGGGGAAACUGCUGGCAGUGUUGGUUUUUCUAAGUGUAUUUAUUCACCCCGUCUCCUUUCCUGGUGUGUUAAUGAUUUUCUCUAUCUGUGUAAAUGUCCCUUUAAGUUAGUUUAUUGGCGCCAUGGUCAGUGCUUCCUUUACAGUAAGCAUAUUAUCAAGCUAGCGACUCUUGAAUGUCUCCAGCCUGCAACUUCCCGUCACCGAGAAGAACGAAGACGGAAAGAGCGAGCAGCUGAAAAGGAAACAGGGUCGGUCAAUAAGAAUACAGCGAAAUCUACACGGAUAUCAGACUGAUAGACAAGUCGAUAUCGUUGUCUUCUUUUAGUCGACUAGGCGGAUCUGCGUUCUUCUCAUUGUGACUUGCUUGCCAAACGUCGUUUUCCUUGUUGAGCACCCUGCUGCGGCUUGCUCCACUGUCGCCGAGGCUCGAGCCAACCACUGGUGGGGGGUUUAAUGGGAGCCUUGUUUCGAUAGAACUCCCUUCUCCCCCCCACCCCCCCGACGGAUCCUCGCUCGAAUCCAAUUCGGGCGCUGUCUUCCCCGGGGGGUGCCCGGUUUUUGCUUAGUCUGACUGGGGAAGGAGGGCGGUCCCCCAGCCUUGACUGUCGCUCUGGCCGACCCUAGUGGACCCUAAUAUGGCAGGAAAUCUGAAGAAAGGCGGAGGACUGAUCGGGAUGAUGAAGGACGCGUUUCAGCCCCAUCACCACCUCCAUUCCAAUCACCAACCAGGGGCCGUGGACAAAAAGACGGUGGAGAAAUGCUGGAAACUAAUGGACAAGGUGGUGCGUCUGUGCCAGAACCCCAAGCUGGCACUGAAGAACAGCCCACCUUACAUCCUGGACCUGCUGCCAGACACCUACCAGCACCUCCGCACCAUCCUGUCCCGCUACGAGGGAAAGAUGGAGACGCUAGGCGACAAUGAGUAUUUCCGCGUCUUCAUGGAGAACCUGACCAAGAAGACCAAGCAGACCAUCAGCCUGUUCAAGGAGGGCAAGGAGCGCAUGUAUGAGGAGAACUCUCAGCCCAGGCGGAACCUGACCAAGUUGUCGCUGAUCUUCAGUCACAUGCUGGCUGAGCUCAAAGCCAUCUUCCCCAACGGCCUGUUCCAGGGGGAUAACUUCAGGAUCACCAAGGCUGACGCCGCUGAGUUCUGGAGAAGAUCAUUUGGGGACAAGACGAUAGUGCCUUGGAAGGUGUUCCGGCAGGCACUGCACGAGUUCCACUCCAUCAGCUCGGGCCUGGAAGCCAUGGCCCUCAAGUCCACCAUCGACCUCGCCUGCAACGACUACAUCUCAGUCUUCGAGUUUGACAUCUUCACCAGGCUUUUCCAGCCUUGGUCGUCUCUGCUGAGGAACUGGAACAGCCUGGCGGUGACUCACCCGGGCUACAUGGCCUUCCUCACCUACGAUGAGGUCAAGGCCCGGCUGCAGAAGUUCAUCCACAAGCCUGGCAGCUACAUCUUCAGGCUGAGCUGCACGCGACUGGGCCAGUGGGCCAUCGGCUACGUCACUGCAGAUGGGAACAUCCUGCAGACCAUCCCCCACAACAAGCCCCUCUUCCAGGCCCUCAUCGACGGCUUCCGGGAAGGAUUCUACCUGUUCCCCGACGGGCGCUCCCAGAACCCAGACCUCACAGGACUGUGUGAGCCCUCGCCACAAGACCAUAUCAAAGUCACACAGGAGCAAUAUGAGCUGUACUGUGAGAUGGGCUCCACCUUCCAGCUGUGUAAGAUCUGUGCAGAGAACGACAAGGACGUGAAGAUCGAGCCCUGCGGUCACCUCAUGUGUACCUCCUGUCUCACCGCCUGGCAGGAGUCAGAGGGUCAGGGCUGCCCAUUCUGCCGGUGUGAGAUCAAGGGCACGGAGCCCAUCGUGGUUGACCCCUUUGACCCCAAGGACCCCAUAGGGGGCUCCUACGGGAGCUGCAGGGGUAUUUUUGGGGCGGAGGGUGCCCCGUCGCCCAGCUACGACGAUGACGAUGACGACCGGCUGGAAGAUCCCCACCUCAUGAUGAGCAAGUUGGCCUGUUCCAAGGUGGAGCGGCCCCCUUCGCCCAUGUCCCUGGCGCCCCAGUCCUCCCUGCCCCCCGUGCCCCCCCGCCUCGACCUCCUGCAACACCGACCGCCCAACCCCCCUGGAGCAUCCAGCCCAGGGACCACGUCCAAGGCGUCCUCCCACCACAAGGACAAGCCUCUCCCCCUGCCCCCAGCCCUGAGGAACCUGCCCCCUCCUCCUCCACCAGACAGACCUCUCUCUGCCGGGCCUGACGGGUGGCUCGGCAGACGGCCACUACCCUGCACCCCCCUGGGGGAGCCCAAGCUCCCCCCGGCCCCGCCCAACCGCAACCUGGCCGACUGGAACCCCAGGCCGGUGCCCAAGGCCCCCGGACAGCCACCCGGUGUGGGAGACAGGCAGCUUUCCAACAGACACUCCCUCCCCCUGGCCCUACCAUCAGCCCUAGACGGAUGCACAGACGGACAGCGGAACAACAGCUCGCUCAGUCUGGACCAUCAGCUGGUGAAGGGAGCCCAGAGUUUUGGAGGCACGGCGUCUGGCAGUCAGGAGUAUGACAACCCCAAAGUGAGGCCUUCGGUCUCGGCCAAUGCCAUCUAUGCUCUGGCAACAAGACCCCAUCCAGAUCUGAAGCCUGUGGCUGGGGUGGAGACCUACGAGAGUGACGAGGAGUCCGACUACAUGAUCCCCACCUCUCGGCCCGUCCUGGCCCCCAUGGCAGCCCCCCUUGUGGUGACAGAGGCCCCAGCCCCCAAACCCCCCCAGCCCGGCUCUCUUAACUCAUGGCCCAUGCUGAAGGACCUGGAUGAAGGACCUCAAAUGUAUGAAGCCAUGUAUAACAUCCAGGCCCAGGCCCUCACAGCCUCCCUACCUCACCUGGCCAGAGACUCGGAUUGCUCUGAGCUGCCCCCACUGGCCAGUACCAAUGGUCCCAUCUGGGAGAUCCCCUGCCCAGUCCGGGAACUUCCCGAGGAGGUUGAGGAGGAGAACGGCUAUGACAUCCCCAAACCAGCGUUGCCCAUGGCCCGACGCACCCUCUCCGAGCUGGGGGCCGCUACCAGCCGUCUUGUCACGGACAGCGAGCCCGGAGCGUCUGCCUCCUUCUCAGAGUCCAGCGAUGCCCCAGAGCGGCCGCCCAAGCCCCUCCCCCGCCGCUUCAACUCAGAGCGCCAGCGCAGCCCCAUACCUCCUGGAUUAGGCACUGGCGGAGGAGGGUCGGGAGAAGGAGGUGGAGGAGUAGCCAACCCCCAGAUCACCAGCGAGAUUGAGCAUCUCAUGAGCCAAGGCUAUACCUACCAGGACAUCCAGAAAGCCCUGAUGAUUGCACAGAACAAUAUGGAGAUGGCCAAGAAUAUCCUGCGUGAGUUUGUCUCUAUCCCCUCCACGGCGCACAUUCUUACAUAGUACCUCCUCUGCUCCAGCCCUGCCCAGCUCAGCCCAAAGCCUGCAGUACUAGCGCUUCAGUGCUAACCGGAGCCCCUGCAGUCUCCUGUCCGGCGCCCUCUCAAAGCUAGCUCGAUGCUAACUGUGUGUGACUCCGAGCCCUGCACUCCACGUGAUUUCUCAAGAGAGUCUGGACGCCUUUUGUAAUGUGCUGCAGGGCCACUCUCCAUAUCCCAUGUGGUGAUGCUGAUGGCUCAUCAUGCAACCGAAGCUUCGGCGGUCUUUCUCAGUCGUUUUCGCAUCCUCCCGAGGCCUCUACCGAAAUGUAAUCGACACCUCGCAACAACAAAAAAACAUGUACGUGUGUCUAUAUAAGAAUUUAAUAUAUAACAAAAUAUAUAUUAAAUGUGUAUAAUGUAUACAUAUAUAUUUCCAAUGAGUUCUGCUUCGAAGGUCUUUUUUUUCAUGUCGUUCAUGUCAAGGAUAGAUUGCAGAGGACAAAGAUGUUGGUUCUUUGAAGCCGCUCUGAGCGAGAGAGCACCCUUCUAUAGUCCCCAACCCUCACUUUGAGGAGAAAGACAGACUUGGUUUAGCAUUUAGAAGCAGGCGUUUCCUAAACAUUUGGCAACAUGUCAAGUGUGGCCUUUUUAAUGAUAUUGCUUCGGUACUUUCUGGGGGAAAUUAGUGUUUGUGUGUUGCCUCAAAGUAGCAUAAUGUUAGUGUUAGAGGUCUGGACUGUCAUCUCCAGCUAAGGUUGUAGCCCAGUGUGUGGUUUGUGUGUGUGCGCUUUCAAGUGAUCUACAGCUAAGGGAAAGGUUAAACCCAUAGGGUAUGUGUCUUUGUCUGGGAUGUGUGUUAGGUGUGUCUGGCCAUUGACUUGGCUACUAGGGUAGGGACGCGUGAUGGCUGACCGAGUUCACGGUUGACAAUUUGACUUAAGCCCGGUGAAAAGCAAAGCUGUGUUUUGACUGUGUUAUUAGCUAUAUGCAUCAUUUUCUACUGUGGGUAGCUUUAUUUCCUACAUCUAAUCACCUCAUCAGUGAUUUCGAUGACGAAACAGGGACUGGGAAGCCUGUGUUUAGUUUUUUCACUAAGACCGUUUUUAGAGGCAGGCCUGGCUCUGCUGUUAAGCCACACAAAUGUGUGAUACCAACUUCGGAUGACUUGGAUGUCUAUGUUAGCGCAGUGGAGGAGUGGGUUCUCUCUCACUCCCACUCCCAUUCUGUCAGAUCUAAUCAAUCGAAGCCAUCUGGGAGGUCCCGAUUGGCCCAUGUCCCAAUCAGUCUUCUAUCCCUGUGCAAAAUGAAUGUGGGUUGGUCGUUCUUCCUUAAAUGUAGUGAUCUUUCUAAACAUACUUCUCUCUACCAAUCAUCUGAAUGGGAGGGGCAAAGUGUACUUAAAUCUAACGGUGGGCAAAAAAGUAUUGACGGAUUCUAUUAAAGGCCCAGUACCGGGCCAAGAUUUUAUGAUGUGUUGAACACAGCUCCGACAUGAGGAGAGCUUCGUCCGAGACGUACCCCGAAGCUGUUCAGCGUUGUGAAAGAAAAAAAAAAUAUGUCAUCGAUUUACUUUAAUAAUAUAUUAUUAUUAUGAUCAUUAUUGUUAUUAUUAAUUCAGAAGUGCUUUACUGCUGCUACUAUUGUUAUUGCUAUACUAUUAAGCCUUAAAUGUACAUUUGUGAAUAUUGUUGUUUAACUUCUUUUUUUAAAUUUUAUUUUUAAAGUGACAGUAUCUAAUUUGUGUUCUUUAUUUGGUGAUGUAGCAUACUUGAAAAUGCAAGCAGCUUGGGUUGUGCAAUUCAAGCUGAAUUCAGUUGUUUUCUUAUCUUUAGUGUUGGACUGGAUAGCCUUUAGGGGAAUUAUGAUGACAUCAUAAAUCGCACUGUCAGCAUAUUGACCGAAGUGGUAGCACCGGCAGAACGAACCAUGUGAUUGAAGAAAAGGAACAGUGCCAUAACUCAGUCAGACGUCUGUAUUGUAAAUGCCUCCACUUAAAAGGGGAGUACAUCUAAUCCAGAUGAAAUUGGGUGUUGUGCAAGCUUUGUUAUUAAGGAUCAUCUUAAUUGCACAGCUGCAAAAAGCCCAGUAGCUUAGGGAACAAGGACAUGUUGAGACGCACACCCAAAAUGUUGAUGAGUCGCCCCCCCCCCAAAAGGAGACAAAGUUGCACAUUCUAUAUAACUCUAAUUUAUUUUUGUAAACCUUUCCGGUCACACAUUGACAGGGUUAUAAAGAGUGUUUUACUUUAUUUUUCCAACAGAGAUAUUACAUCCAUUGUUUGGGUCAACGUAACAGCAGGGUUUGUGGACCAGUUCUGAAUGUGGAAAUUUUGUUCUCUGUUUUCACGGAGAGGUUUCCCCAAAAUCCUGGUUGGAGAAUUGCCAAGUUGUAGGAUUCCCCUCCCUGCUAUUACUUCCUGAUUCCAGGAAAACCUGGGAAUUGUGGGAACAUUUCUGGAAUUUUGCAAUCCGAUCUGUAACUCAGGAAUACCAUAUAUACACUAACCAGACAAGUGACUUUUCACAUGGACUGUUCCGACUCGUCUUGACUCAAUGAGUUGACAAUACAUUGUUAAACUAACGAAUACACUCACUCAUUGAAUACAGUAGGUGCACCAUGUUCCUGUAUGACUACAUGAUAGGUCUUCAUUAACUUUUGAGUGUUCCGAUUCAGUGGUUAUAGGGCCUUCAGAGUUUGAACGCAAUCCAGAAACUUCUAUUUUUAGGGAGGCUACACCGAUGAAUAUGCGAAAGUCCACACGAAUUGACAAAAGUAACCUAUAACUAAAUGUCAUCAUAACUUGCACAUCAUCUUGUGCUGACUUCUCUUACAUUGUUGGUUAAAAUGUAGAAAUUGCACUGGCUCAAAUUCCCAUAAUUUUAUCUCCAAGACGGAUACUAUUGAGAUACAUUGACUUCACCCCUAAAGGUGGAGAGGCUCUGUUAAUGGGAUUGUCGCAAUGGGCUGUAGAAUCAUCUUAUCGGCUAGCUUCUCAACUGUAUCUCAGUCUCCAGACUGGACGAGGUUUGUGGUGUCCUUAGUUUAUUUUUCUUCUGUUCCUAGUUGCCUUGAGCGAAACGUUGAUGUAACUUUUGAGUGCACCAUGUUCAAUAGGGAUUGUGUGGUUUCGCCUCCCGAGUGACAGCAGUCUAAGGCACUGCAUUGCAGUGUUGCAGCGUCACUACAGCCUGGGGUUUGCUCCCAUUACCGAGUCCCAUAGGGUGGUGCACAAUUGGCCCGCGCCAUCCGGGUUCGGGAAGGGGUUUGGCCGGUGGGGCUUUACUUGGCUCAUCGUGCUCUAGUGACUCCUUGUGGUGGGCUGUGUGCCUGCAGGCUGACCACGAUCGCCAGUUGAACUGUGUUUCCUCCGACAAAUUGGUGCAGCUGGCUUCUGAGUUAAGCGAGCAGGUGUUAAGAAGCGUGGUUUGGGGCGUCAUGUUUCGGAGGUUGCAUUACUCUGCUUUCGCCUCUCCCGAGCCCGUUGAGGAGGUGCAGCGAUGAGACAAGUUCUUAAUCACAAAAUUGGGGGGGAAAAGAGGGUUAAAAUUACAAAAAUAAAUAAAGGGUUUGUGAGGUUUCAGAACGGAAUCGCUUUUCCUUUAAUAUUAAUUACUGUACUGAUUCUUGUCUAUGUAUGAACAUGUACAGUGCAUUCGGAAAGUAUUCAAACACCUUGACUUUUCCACUUUUUUUUACAGCCUUAUUCUAAAAUGGUUCAAAUGUUGUUUUUUUCCCUCAUCAAUCUAUACGCAAUACCCCAUAAUACAUUUUUGCAAAUGUAUAAAAAAUAUUUAAAAAACAUUACAUUUACAUAAGUAUUCAGACCCUUUACUCAGUACUUGUUGAAGCACCUUUGGCAUCGAUUACAGCCUUGUGUCUUCUUUGGUAUGAAGCUACAAGCUUGGCAAACCUGUAUUUGGGGAGUUUCUCACAUUUUUCUCUGCAGACCUUCUCAAGCUCAGUCAGGUUGGAUGGGGAGCGUCGCUGCACAGCUAUUUUCAGGUCUCUCCAGAGAUGUUCGAUCGGGUUCUUGUCUGGGCUCUGGCUGGGCAACUCAAGGACAUUCAGAGACUUGUCCCGAAGCCACUCCUGCGUUGUCUUGGCUGUGUACUUAAGGUCAUUGUCUGGUUGGAAGAUGAACCUUGGCCGAGGUCCUGAGCGCUCUGGAUUAGGUUUUCAUCAAGGAUCUCUCUGUACUAUCCUUCGUUUAUCUUUCCCUCAAUUCUGACUAGUCUCCCAGUCCCUUCCUCUGAAAAACAUUCCCACAGCAUGAUGCUGCUACCACCAUACUUCACCGUAGGGAUGGUGCCAUGUUUCUUCUGUUUGACAUUUAGGCCAAAGAGUUUAAUCUUGGUUUCAUCAGACCAGAAAAUCUUAUUUCUAAUGGUUUGAGAGUCCUUUAGGUGCCUUUUGGCAACUCCAAGCCAGCUGUCAUGUGCCUUUUGGCUGAGGAGUGGCUUCCGUCUGGCCACUGUACCAUCAAUUCCUGCUUGGUGGAGUGCUGCAGAGAUUGUUGUCCUUCUGGAUGGUUCUCCCAUCUCCACAGAGGAACUCUAGAGCGACCAUCAGAUUCUUGGUCACCUCCCUGCCCAAGGCCCUUCUCCCCCGGUUGCUCAGUUUGGCCGGGUGACCAACUCUAGGAAGAGUCUUGGUGGUUCCAAACUUCUUUAAUUUAAGAAUGAUGGAAGCCACUGUGUUCUUUGGGAACUUCAAUGCUGCAAACAUUUUUUGGUACCCUUCCCCAGAUCUGUGCCUUAACACAAUCCUGUCUCGGAGCUCUACGGACAAUUCAUUUGACCUCAUGGCUUGGUUUUUGCUCUGACAUGCACUGUAAACUGUGGGACCUUAAAUAUAGACGUGUGUGUGUGUGCCUUUCCAAAUCAUGUCCAGACAAUUGAAAUUACCACAGGUGGACUCCAAUCAAGUUGUAGAAACAUCUGAAGGAUGGUCAAUGGAAACAGAAUGCACAUGAGCUCAAUUUCGAGACUCAUAGCAGAGGGUCUGAGUACUUAUAUAAAUAAGGUAUUUCUGUUUUUUUUAUUUUUAGUACAUUAGCAAAAAUUUCUAAAACCCUGUUUUCGCCAUGUCAUUAUGGUGUGUUGAUUUGAGGAAUUUAUUUCUUUCAUUUUAAAAUAAAGCUGUAAUGUAACAAAAUGUGGGAAAAGUCAAGGGGUCUGAAUACUUUCCGUAUGUGCCUUCAGAAAGCAUUUAUACCCUUAGACUUAUUCCACAUGUUGUUACAGCCUGAAUACAAAAUGGAUGACAAACAUUUCUCACCCAUCGACACACACUACCACAUAAUGACAAAUUGAAAACAUGUUUACAAAUGUAUUGAAAAUGAAAUGCAGAAAUCUAAUUUGCAUAAGUAUUCACGCCCCUGGGUCAAUAUAUGUUAGAAUCACCUUUGGCAGCAAUUUACAGCUGUGAGUCUUUCUGGUUAAGUCUAAGAGCGUUGCACUCCUGGAUUGUACAAUAAUUGCACAUUCUUUAAAAAAAUAUAUUCUUCAAGCUCUAUCAAAUUGAUUGUUGAUCAUUGCUAGACAACCAUUUUCCACUCUUGCCAUAGAUUUUCAAGCAGAUUUAAGUAAAAACUAACUCAGCCACUUGUGAACAUUCACUGUCUUCUUGGUAAGCAACUUCAGUGUAGAUUUGGCCUUGUCCUGCUGAAAGGGGAAUUCAUCUCAUAUUGUCUGGUGGUAGGCAGACGGAACCAGGUUUUCCUCUUUUGCCUGUGGUUAGCUCCAUUCCGUUUUAUUGAUUUUUAUCCUGGAAAGCUCCCCAGUCCUUAACGAUUACAAGCAUACCCAUAACAUGAUCCAGCCACCACUAUGCUGAAAAUAUUGGGAUUGGUGCUCUGUUGUAUUGGUUUGUUCCAAAUAUAACCCUUUGUAUUCAGGAUAAAAAGUGAAUUUCUUUGCCACAUAUUUUGCGGUAUUACAACAGGAUGUAUGUUUUUGAAAUAUUUUUCUUCUGCACAGGCGUCCUUUUCAUUCUGUCAAUUGGGUUAGUAUUGUGGAGUAACAACAAUGUUGUUGAUCUAUCCUCAGUGUUAUCCUAUCACAACCGUUAAACCCUGGAACUGUUUUAAAGUCACCAUUGGUCUCAUGUUGAAAUCCCUGGGCAUGUUCCUUCCUCUCCAGACGCCUGUAUCUUUCUCAUGACUGGGUGUGUUGAUACACCAUCCAAAGUGUAAUUAAUAACUUCACCAAGCUCAAAGGGAUAUUCCAAUGUCUGCUUUUUAUACCAAUAGGUGCCCUUCUUUGCAAGGCAUUGGAAAACUUCCCUGGUCUUUGUUGUUCAGUCUGUGUUUGAAAUUCACUGCUCAACUGAGGGACCUCACAGAUAACUGUAUGUGUGGGGUACAGGGAUGAGGUAGUUAUUCAGAAAACAUGUUAAACACUAUUAUUGCACACGGAAUCAGUCCAUGCAACUUAUGUGACUUGCUAAGGGGGGGGGGGGGGUGAAUAUUUAUUGACUCAAGACAGCUUCUCAUUUUUAAUGAAUUUGUAAAGAUUUUUAAAAAUAUUUUCCACUUUGACGUUACGGGCUGUUAUGUGUAGGUCUGUGACAUAAACUGGAUACAAUUUAGAUGUUAACUUCAAGCUGUAGCACGACAACAAAAUGUGGAAAAAGUCAAGGGGUGUGAAUACGUUCUGAAGGCACUGUAAGUGCAUAUGGACCUUUUUUCUACAUACUAUACCAAUUUGUGCUACGAUACUGUCACUUUAAAAAUGAAGUGUAUAGUUACUGAUUUAAAAUAUGUGAAUUGCUAUGUUUUAUUUCAUUUUGCAUUCCUGUACAUGUCAGAUUUGAUAUCCCCCCCCCCCAAAAAAAGUUUUUGUAUACUUUUGUGGAUAAUUUUGUGCGCAGUGCCAUAUGUUUAGAAGUGUCAGUAAUGUUCUCCUGAUGACCUAGAAUAAGGCAUUGUCUGACGUGAGAGCAUGUUUUCAGCCCGUUGGUCUAAACAAUCUCAUAGUCCAGUAUUGGUUCUUACCUAUACGCCUCCUCUGCCUAUUGGACGACGUCACCACAUUACACAUCAAACUCCUUUCCCCAUGUGGAAUUGUUCAAUUUUUUUACCAGAAGAGGGAGCUGUCUGUCCUCUGCCAUUUUUCUCUUCAACCGUCGAGGCGUUUAUUGAACUUUUUAAUGCUCGUCACUUUGGAAGUAUGCACAGUGCUAUACUGUUUAUUAAAAGAGUAAGUAAAGACGUCAAGUCUCAGUUUAACGGUACUUAUCCAUAGCUGAACACAGUCCUUGAGCAAUCUUCCUCUACUCUGGUUCACAUGUCGCAACACCUGUGUUGCAGAAAAAUGCAUUUUCCAUGUUUUAUACAUAACUGCUGAUUGUGCCCCAGGCUUGCUGUUGGCUUGGGCUUUUGGAGGAAACUUGGCCAAUCCAAAAUCAAACCCUAGCCCCCUGUGCACCUUUUUUAGGAGUAAUAUGGUAAUUGCUCCCUCUUGCCUUCUGAUAGGAAAAGAGGCAUUUUCUGCAAAUUGUAUUUACCGAAUUCCCUCACUCCUCCCGGAGUGCAUAGGGGCUAUGGGUCGGUUUGGGAUUGGGCAAGUGUCCACCUCUCUCUCUCGCUGCCUUAUUGCUUCAGCUUUUCUCACUACCAAGGUCUAAACUGCCAUCAGCUUUGGUUUAAAACAUCAGCCUGUCUAUGCAUGUGGAUGGUCCAAUAAUGUGGACCUUUCAGACUCCAUUGUUUUUUGUUAUGCAUUUUCCAUUAUAAACAUAUUUAUUAAUUUACUGCUGUACUCCUCCCCCAAAACACCACAAAAUCAUGUUUUUCUUUUCUGGAAUUUGAAGCAUUUUUCUUUUCUUUAAAAAAAUAAAUAAAUAUGCAUUGCUAUGCUAUGCUGCA